AUGGGGAAGGCGAAGGGGAAGGACCGCUUGGACAAGUUCUACCAUCUCGCCAAGGAGCAGGGGUACCGCUCCCGAGCCGCCUUCAAGCUCCUCCAGCUCGAUGACAAGUUUCGGUUCCUCCACAAUGCCCGCAGCGUCCUCGACCUCUGCGCGGCGCCCGGUGGAUGGCUUCAGGUUGCCGUCGGCCGAGCACCGGUGGGCGCCUUCGUCGUCGGCGUCGACCUCUUCCCCAUUCGUCCUGUCCGCGGGGCGCUCUCCCUUGUCGAUGACAUCACGACUCCACGCUGCCGUGCCGCCAUCAAGAAGACGAUGGCGGACGCUAAUCGAGGAGGGGGGUGUGUUGCUUUCGACGUCGUUUUACACGACGGGUCGCCCAAUGUUGGCGGGGCGUGGGCGCAGGAGGCGACGGCGCAGUCGGCGCUGGUGAUUGACGCGCUGAAGCUCGCCACAGAGUUCCUGGCCCCUAAGGGCAUUUUUGUCACCAAAGUAGGCUUCUGUUACUUUUCCUAGAUAGUUCUUUUUUCUCAUCUCUAUGGUUUGAAUCGAAUUGAAGUUUCGCUUGCUUACAAUUUUUAUGAUUUCAAAAUAACCCAUUAAUGUUAAUCUCUGAUGGAUACAUGAUUCUGCCUCUCUGGGUGUGAUAACCCCAGUUAUUCCCUGUCCUAGGUGAUUGCCAGAAUCCCUGGUCUACAAACCUCGGGGGUUGGCUUUAAUUGGGUUUUUUUAAGGCUGGCACUUGCAUAUUCACCGUGUCUAUGCAUUGGUCUCGUUGUUUUAAUUGACGUUGCGUUAGAAAAGAAUUCAUCGGAAUGUUGGGUGUUCUUGCUCUAAAAUAAUUCAGUGAUCGGAACGGUUUUCCUCUGUGUCGUAAGUGGUAUUUUUAUCUUUACCGUUCAUACAUGUGUCUAAUGUGUUUCUUAUCUUUGGUCAGGUUUUCAGGUCGCAGGACUACAGUGCUGUCCUCUAUGGUGUCAAGCAGGUGAAAAUUUAUUUUUCUCAAUUUUUUGUCUUGGUUCUUGCGUGCUUCUUGUUGACCUUUCAGAGUGUUGCACAUUGUACAACAGCUUUUUGAGAAGGUGGAGGUGACUAAGCCAAUAGCCAGUCGUUCCUCCUCUGCUGAAAUUUAUAUUGUUGGUCUAAGAUAUAAGGCCCCAGGAAAGAUUGAUCCUCGUCUUCUUGAUGUCAAGCAUCUUUUCCAAAGUUCAGUAGUCCCUGCCAAGGUAAUAAUUGCAAGUGUUUAUUAAUUAAGUCUCUGUUUUGCCUUUUUUGCAAUAUACCUUAGGGAAUCUUCCACUUCUCAACAUAGUGAAUAUCAUUGUAGGUCGUGGAUGUUCUGGGGAAAUCAAAGCAAAAGCGACAUCGUGAUGGGUAAGCCGCUUUUUGAGUGUUUCCUCAAUUGAAACGGUAUCCGCUGAUAACAUGUUGAGGCUAGGCAUCGCUUACCCCCAUUUUGGCCAUGUUAUUUCAUAGUUGUUCUCUUUGUUGUCUUUAAUGAUAUGCCCAUGUUAGCAGAUUAUCUUUCUUCUGACAUACUAAGUUGCAUAUCAAUAGCUCAGGAAGAAUGCAGAAAUUCUGAUGACGAUGUAGGGACUGGAUUUCCUGUUAGUCAUGUGCGUGGAGCAAAAUCCGAUACUGAAAGUUUUUUGAGCUAGAAAAAAUCCAUUUCAUCUAUAAGAAAAUAAUGAAAAAGAAUGGUAUUUGAAUGGCCAACGAAUCAGUUUUCAUACGAGAACCUCUUUUUUAGAAAUAAACGUUGUUAACUGUUGAUGCAUUGCAAAGAAACUGGUAAACACAAGGAAUAUAUUAAAAAAAGUUAAUAUCUCUUAAAAUGAUCUACCCAUGGUAAUAGUUCCUUGUAUCACAAAUCCAUUUUACCCAUUUUAAUUUGCAUAUCUCUAUAAAAGAGUGGUAUGCGCGGAAUGGGUUUUAUCAUACUAUAUUCUUCAUUUUUAUCUGUUUCUAGUCCGUCUGAAUAUCAAACUGAAAGCAUAUUUAUUUUGAAGCUAAAGAUUAGGUACGCUUAACUUCCACGCACUAGUUUGGGGACGAGAAAAUUGUGAGCCCUUUCAAAGUUUGUCAUCUUGUCUUAGGGACGGGACAGAAUUACAUAUCAUUUCAAAGUAACCAAUGGAAUACAGCAUUUGCAAGGAAAAUAGUAAAAUUUUACCUCUGUCAUGGAUAAGUAGAGAAACUACGUUUAUAAAGUUUAUUAGUCACCUAGAGAAAAAUAAAAGGCCUCCACACCAUUACUCAACUAAUAAAGAGUAGAUAUGUGGAUCUAUUUCCAUCACUACUUUCGUUACUUUAUGUCGUAUUUGUGUUCAAGGUGCUUUAUGCUGCAUCUUUCAUGAUAACCUCCAUACUUGAAAAUUUUGAUUUUGAUUUUGAUUUUUUUUCUUUUAAACUCUCGUAAUAAUGAUGUUCAUGUCUCUUGGUAAGUGUUCUUGAUAAUUUUCAUGACUAUGUCUAUACUAUCUCCAAAAGCUUUCCUGGGCGUUCAAUGUUAGUUGCACAUAUUCACGUGGUUCGUAGAUCACUAAUUACUGUCAUCAGCAUCCUUAUUGUUUUCUGUUCCAAAACCGUCUCAGCUCCUUGCAGAGAGCAUGACUACUGCACGCCAUUACGGAUUUGUCUUCAGUGGUCUCACUUUGAUGUUUGGUACACAUGUACAUUAUUUCAUUGUUUAGUCAAGCUGUGGUCCCCAGCUAUAAAUUAUUUUCCUUUUCAGAUGAAUCCACUGUUCUUCGUAAUAAGUUGUGGACACUGUUUAGCCCUCGUUUUAAUUAUAGCUAAAUCUAGCUGAUGUUCCUCCUUUAUUUUUGAAAACUAUUCGUCCUGUCGAAGUUGUAUGCUAAGCUAAACUAAAGAAUCAUAUUUUCAGACUGAUAUGGUGAACAGCUUAUUUUCUCCCUGCUCACUCCUAACUGCAAUGAUGUUUUGUUUAAGAAUAACACUUUUAGAAGAUCCUCUAAUAUUAAUAAAAGAGGACAACUAUUCCACGGCCAUUGGACGUACAAAAUCCCAACCUCCUAUAUUAUCCAUCCUUGCUAUGCAACAUUAACAAUGCCACUAUCCUCAACCCACUCUUGAUCCAUCAGUAUGAACGAUGACUCAUAUUAUUAAGAUAUAGCUUCUCCAAGGUGAGUAGUAUAUAUUUGUCAUUGGCUACCUACGUUUUGUAGAACUAGCUCAACAACUACAAUGGGUUAUCAUAUGUUCUUUAAAAUCUUGACGACUGAGCGUAUCAGUCACCAUUUGAUUGAUGUUUACUUAGUCCCACUAUUCUGUCUACGCCAUUUUGAUGCCUGAUAUACGUCAUGAAGUAUGUCUACGCACAUUUUGAUAUACGUUUGGACAUAAAAGUUUAAUCAUGCCUCUGGAAAGUAGGCUAUUUAUUUUCUAGGAUGUUAUGACUUUUCGUCGCCUGUAUAUCCAAUUCCAGACAAGACAUUAUGUUCACAAAACCAAUUCCAAAGUAUAUCCUAUUGUUUUUUAGACCUUCUUUGAAUUCUAGAGUAUCACUUUUUUAAUACGAUGAUCUGAAUGGCUGAACUCAUCUGCCAUUUAGGAAAGGGUGCUUACAUAUGUUUAUCUUGUGGUAAUUUUAUUGCUUUGCUUUCUUGUGAUGGAUACAUUUUUUUAUUUAACUUCGUUUUUCACUUACAUUUUCUAGGUUAACGAUCCUGAUAGUUUUCUGCUAUUCUUUGAUUCUCAUUAAGAAUCGUUGAUGCAGAAGAUGACAUUACAUAUUUACUCAUGACAUGGUAUCAUAUUCAAAUAAUGUACAUUUUUAAUGUGACUAGAAAAGAAUUCAAUCUUAUUUUUCUAUCAUUUGUUGAAACAUUGUUAUGCCUGAUGUUUGUUUGAUAGUUUCAAAAUUUUGGAUCAUUAAGAAUAGAAUCAACCACUCAUAUUUGUUAUUCACGAUUGAGUUGUGAUUUUGUUGCCAUGUUAGGCUUUCGUUGUUGUUUUAUGUAUUUCCCGUUUACUCAGAGGGGAAAGAUGGGUUGCGAUCGCCAUGUUAGGCUUUUGUUGUUGUUUGAUGUGCUUCCCGUUUGCUCAAAUGGGGGAAAUGUGGGUUACGAGAAAUGUUGGAAGGUUUUAUCUGGAUAAAGUUUCUGAUAUCAGCGAAACUGUUUGUCUUCUAACAGAUAUGAAGAUGGAGUCUCAACUUUGAGGAAGGUGGGGUUUGCUUCCGACUUCAUUUGGUCAGAAACGCCCCUGGAAUUCCUUGGGACAGUAAAUGUAAUAUCUUUUGAUGACCCUGCUUGUGAUUCCAUCAAAGACAAUGAAUUAACAACUGAGGAGGUAAUUUUUACAUAUGAUCAUAUAUUUUUCCUUGCAGCUUUGUUUUUUGUUCUUGUAAAGGAUUCAAACUGCAUUGCAGGUUAAGCUUCUAUGUGAGGAUUUGAAUGUCUUGGACAAACAUAGCUUUAAGCGCCUAUUAAGGUAAAAUAUCUUCAUCCUCUGUCUAUAUCUUCAAAACUUUCUGAAGACAUCUGCUGCCUUCUUUUUGACUAUUUAGUCUUCUGGCUAUUGAUUUGUUCUUCUGUUAUUCCUUAGUUAUUUCGAAAUUAAUCGCCUGUUUACGUUUUUUAUCCUCUUAUUCUUUUAUAUGAUUAAUUAAUGUUUCUCAGCAUGGGUCUUCUAAAACUUUGAACAAAAAGUUGUUGUUGAUUAUAUAUAUGGAUAUUUUAAUUGCUUUUUAAUUACCCUAAUGAUUCUGCAUCUUAUUUCUAGAUGGCGAAUGAAGAUAAGGAAAGAUCUCUCUCCGGAGAAAAUUGCUGACAAAACUACUGAAGAGGACAAAGCCACCAAGGGUGAUGAGGAAGAGCAAAUGCUCAAUGAAAUGGAAGAGUUGGCUAAUGCUCUGGAACGCAAGAAGAAGAGGAAGAAAAAGCUCCUGGCAAAACGUCGUGCAAAGGUUCGAUCGCUCUAGGCUUCGAAGUCAUUUUUUAUCAAGCAUAAAAUAUGUACUACAUAGUAAAAGCCAAAUUUUGUUUCUAAACGUUUCUCUGAAGAAAUAUAGCUAAUAAUGAUUCUUAGUAAUCGAGUGUAGAAGCUUCAACAGUGAUUUCUUCUCUUAAUCUUCUGCCUCUGAUUUUAUCAUUUUUGUAAUGAUAUCUGCAGGAUAAAGUGCGGAAAGCUACUGGGAUACAGAUUGACGCCACAUUGGAUAGCUAUACUGACCAUGAAUUGUUUUCUAUUUCGGCCAUGAAGGUUUGAAGAUACCUUCCUUUCUCAGUUCGGUCAUUGCUGGUGCUGUGAGACUGUUUCUCGAUCAUUAUUUACUUUAAAAAAUAACGAUAUAUGAUGCAUUCUAGGGGAAAAUACUUCUUGUUUGACACGGUAAGGAUAAUCUUAGGACUUUUCUUCGGUCCACAAAGGGCUGAUCUGAGCCUGGGCCUUGCCAAGGCAGCCGAAACCUGAUCAUGUUUUAAGAGACCCUAGUCCUACCUAGGCUCAGAGAAAAGCAUCUCUGGGGUGUCCCCACAUGAAACCACAGCCAGGCCCUCUCUAUUCCCUUUUCUGAGAGAAAGACUGGGGAGGGAGGAAGACGGACUGCCACGCAGGUGAAUAUGAACAACCAUGUGGCUAGGAAAAUGUGCUCUGAGGUUAUGGGCCAGGACCCCCUCAAAACCUGCGCUGAGGCUGGGCCAGAUCUGUGCCUACUUUUAUUUUUGGGCUUGGUUUUGUUUCCUGAGACUGGGGAAAUACCUAGCUGUGUUGGGUUGGGCUUUUGGCUGAUCUGAUACAAUGAUAUUCUAACACCUGGGAUGGUUUCUAUGUUCCCUUCUGUUAACAUCUCUAACGGUGUAUCGCUUCGCCCUCCAUACUCACCAAAGAUGUGCUGAAUGAGAUGUUUUUAACGAAUUAAAUCUUAUUCUUCAGCAAAAUUUACCUGUUCUUGUCUGAUUUUUUGUCUAUGUGCAGGGAAAGAAGAGCUUAGUUGCAUUCGAUUCGAUGGAGACUAGUGCUGAAAAUGAUGAAUUUAAAGACAGCGACGAAGAAGAAGCUCGUGCAGAGGAUACUCCCGAGGACAGUGAUUCUGACGAAGAACGGAGGAGGUCAUCUUUUGUUCCUCCGAGAUAUUCUUCUUCUUCUUCUUCUUCUUCUUCUUCUUCUUCUUCUCUAGCUGCCUUUUUGAUCUACUUGUUUCAAAUUCGAAGGAGAGAUUAUGCUUUCUGUCACCGAAAAUAGGAACACAUUGCUUGAUGAACCUGAUCCCCACUUCUCCAGGUAUGAUGCGCAGCUGGAGGAUCUGCUCGACCAUGCUUAUGAGCAGUAUGUGACCAGGAAGGGGGGGACAAUCAAGAAACAGAAUCGGGGGAAGAAGACUCCUGGCAGCGAUGCCGAGUUGUUGGAGGUUUAAUUUUCUCCCGAGCUCUUUAUUAUUAAUCCGAGAAAAUCAGUAGCAGUAAAUAUUUUGUUUUUUUGGGGGCAACUGUGGUGCUCCCCCAUUAUUUUUAUUCUUGAUCAGUCUCCAACGCUUCAUUCCGGGCUUUUAUUUGUUCUCUGAUUAAUUGAUUUUUUUUUUCCUUUUUUUUUUGUUCAGGGUGGUGCUGACGAUGAGGAUUUGAUCCAUUCUGCUGACGUUGACUCGGACAGAGAUGAGGGCAAUGUGGAGAUGAAUCCUCUUGUUUUGUCCCUCCACAAUGAGGACCAGCCGUCAAAGGAGGAGAUCACUGAGAAGUGGUUUAGCCAAGAUAUCUUUGCUGAGGCCAUCGAAGAGAACAUGUUUGCAGAUAGUGGAGAAGACAGCGACGGAGAAAUUGCCGAAAAGCCCCAAGAAAACAAGGAUUUGAAGGUGAAGAGGGCGUCCGAGAGGGAAGUGGCUGACAAGAAGACAGCUGCCCGGCAGAAUGAUUUUGAGAUUGUUCCAGCGGAACCUGUGAAGUCGAGUGACGAAUCCUCAUCGUCUGAAGAGGAUGAUUCCGAAGAUGAUCUCGACGAUGAUGAGAAGGCCGAAACCCUGGCCUAUGCAAAGAAGAUGCUGAGGAAGAAGACCCGGGAGCAGAUCAUCGACGAUGCCUAUAACAAGUACCUGUUUGACGAUGAAGGGUUGCCGACGUGGUUUAUAGACGAGGAGAGGAAGCAUCGGCAGCCAAUGAAACCUGUGACCAAGGAAGAGGUUGCCGCCAUGAAAGCCCAGUUCAAGGAAAUCGACGCCCGACCGGCCAAGAAGGUGGCGGAGGCCAAGGCACGGAAGAAGAGGGUAGCCAUGAAGAAACUGGACAAGGCCCGGCAGAAGGCCAGCUCCAUCUCAGACCUGACGGAUAUUUCAGAUCGUUCGAAGAGUAAGAUGAUCGAGCAGGUGUACCGGAAGGCGGUGCCGAAGAAGCCCCAGAAGGAGUAUGUUGUUGCUAAGAAGGGGGUCCAGGUGAGACCGGGCAGUGGGAAGGUACUGGUCGACCGACGGAUGAAGAAGGAUGCGAGGGUCCGGGGCUCGGGCAGACAUGGGAAAGGGGAUCCGAAGAAGGGUGGCAGAGGUGGGAAGGGCAAGGGCGGGAAGGGCAAGGCCCCAAAGCGGAAAGCUCCAGGAGGGGGUGCUGGGCAGAUGCCGAAGAACAAGAGGGGCAGGGGAAACUAG
Molecule: messenger RNA, 7591 nt
Organism: Spirodela intermedia
Lineage: Eukaryota; Viridiplantae; Streptophyta; Magnoliopsida; Alismatales; Araceae
Source: the annotation of a GenBank genome assembly